Messenger RNA from Didymosphaeria variabile, 2253 nucleotides. RefSeq lists its product as uncharacterized. Bases 1 to 2253 code for a protein of 750 amino acids. Gene Ontology annotation, molecular function: DNA-binding transcription factor activity, RNA polymerase II-specific; zinc ion binding; DNA binding. The record is from RefSeq and is a predicted model, not a curated record. Gene Ontology annotation, biological process: DNA-templated transcription; regulation of DNA-templated transcription. The transcript has 3 exons. NCBI's taxonomy places the organism in Eukaryota, Fungi, Ascomycota, Dothideomycetes, Pleosporales, Didymosphaeriaceae.
AUGCCUCGAAAACGCGCUGUGAAGGUCUGCGCCUUCUGCCACAGCCAUAAGAUACGCUGUGACGUGGAUUUGACCGGGGUUCCAUGCUCAAAGUGCGUGGAAGUUAGAGAGGAGUGCGUCUUGAGGAUAAGGAAGGCGUAUCCAACUCGAAAGAAGGGCCAGACUCAAGAUUUUGCGAGUGAGAGCGCGCACACAACUCCGAGCGAUAACGACAGUGAUAUCGCCGCUACUCUAGCGCAUCAUGAUCUUUCUCAAGUCGUUGCAGCCGCUGUACCGGAGCCAAGUUCUAGACUAGCGCAUUUCUUCGUUGGAGAUGGUGGUUAUGGCGCCAUCCUUGACGCCAUUGAUAAGACAGCUGAUCGUCAGUUCCACAUUUUCGCAGCAGCAGAGAAAGCGCUCGACGUCGAGGAUUUGCAGUACCUCAAGGUCAAAGGCUGCUUCACGCUCCCCGAGGAACGCAAACAGCUUCUCCAGGCAUAUUUCCAAUUCGUGCAUCCUAGCUUCCCAGUCAUCGAUGCGAAAGCUUUUCUUGCACAAUAUACCGCACACGGCUUCGAAGGUAUCAACCUACUGCUUCUUUGGAGUAUUUUCUCUGUCAGUGCAAGCUACGUCCCCUGUUUGGCUCCAGGCCGCAAAGAGUGUAAGGCGGUGUAUGUAGCUCGCGCAAAGUUGCUUUUUGACCUGGGCCAAGAGAACGACAAAAUAGUUCUAGUACAGGCAGCUUUGCUCCUGAGCUUCUGGUUUACAGACAUGGCAGAUGUAAAACAAUCUUGGUACUGGACGGGUGUAGCUUUCAGUAUUGCACAGUCAUUCGGUCUACACGCUCUUACCAGUUCCCGUCCUCGAAGCCAAAAGGAGAUUGUGUGGCGGAACGUAUGGCUUUGCUGUCUGUUGCGCGAUACGUCGCAGGCCUUUGGUAGAGGUCGGCCUCUACGCCUGUCAUUAAUAGGAAGUGAUCUUUACCCCACGGAGAUCUCUACCUAUCAAUUUGCAGAUCUCGUACUGCACGAUGAAUUGCUCUACUCACCACGUGAGGCAGCGGAGCUGGAGACACUGUGGCAGAAUCUUCUCAGCAUCAGCAACGUUCUCCGCGACAUGAAAGCCACGAAACGGCCCUUCACGCCCGCACAAGCUACGAAAUUCGGGACAAGACUACAGAAGUUGGAAUGCAGUGGCACGACAAUUACUAUUCGGCAUGUAGAGCGCCAUCUAGAACUGCAUCGAUGUGCAGCACGGAUCGCAUGGGCAAAGCUCACGCAACAAAUGAAAGAGCAAGAGCUCGCAUCGAAUGACAUGACCGCGGUCCUCCAUAAUUUCAUCGAUGAUGAUGACGAGGAGUCUCGAAUUUGGGCCGCACCGGUCGUUGUACCACUACUUGUCCCAGCUAUCGCCACGUAUCUAACCGCACUGAAGGAGAACGACGACCUGGCGCCGGCCAAACUAGAUAUCUAUGGGUACUUUUUGACAGCCAUAGAGGAUAAUUACCCUGCGGCGUCAAUGUUAAAGAGGGUCUCCAAUGCGGCUCAGGAAGCAAUUGUGGGGAAAAGAAUGGGAGAGAGGGGUAAGGAAGAAGGAAAGGAGAUUGCUAGCCAAUUCGACGAUUUCGGGAGUUUGGGCCAGGAAGACCUUUUCGGUUUAUCAUCUUGCUUGUUAUUCAAAACCGGUGAUAACAUCUUCACCGAUGAAGACACAUCAGCAAAGAAGAAAGGAGACGAGCCAAAAAAAGGCAUGAUGACCUCAGUUGCUCAAGAAUCUCGCCUUGCCCUUGCUCGCCUUAAGGAUGUUGUUGGGGCACGUAAAUACCUUGGCGACCGCAAAGUCCGUAACUUCAUGCGCGACGUCAAGAAUCGAUUGGAAGAGCGAUUCGAUAAGCUGGAAGAAGCAUUGACAGACCCAGGGAACACGCGUAAAAUUGUGCCCAGUCGUACACAGGGAAGCAGCACACGAAGCUUCAAUCCGUGGGAAAAGCAAGACCUCGGCAAACUUUGGGACAUCAACAAAUGGGCUGAUAUGCAGCAGAAGAUGGACAAAUUCAUGGAGAAGUACCUGACGAAGAUCAAACUUGCCCACUGUACGGCAAAGAAAAUCAAAGCGCUUCCGAAAGAUAAGACGAAGAAUACACCUGCGCAGCAGAUGACAAGAGACGCAUGUCCCGUAUACAAUGCCGUGGUCCGUGGAUGGAAGGACGCCCAACGUGCAAAUUUUGGUGUGCCAUGGUCAGGCCCCUUCAUCUCGGGUCGAACAUCUAGUUGA